AUGCUCUUUGUCCUGAAGGAGCAGUUGAACCUGAAGUGCUGGGGGCUGCAGAACACAGAUACCUUUGUGCUAGCAUACGACAUCUGCAGUCCUGUGAGAUUUGAGUAAGUCAAGAUGAUCCAACAGCAGCUAGCAGAGAACAGGAAGUGGAAAGGCAAGGCCAGGGACUGUGCCCCUGUCCUUGAUCUGCCUGCAAUUCCCAACCCCAGGAUGGGCAGUGCUAAUGAGAGGCCUAUCAUUGUAGUCGGGCACAAGUGGGCUGGGAAGAAGCCCUUCUCCAUCCUGGUGAAGAAGAGCUGGAAAUGCGGGUGCCUGGAGUGCUCAGCCGAGUACAACUGCCACAUCCUCCUGACUUUCAAGGAGCUGAUGUGUAGUGUCCUGGCCAGGGCCUACAAGCGCAACCACUUCACCAGGUGCCUGCAGGAGGUGUUGCACAUGAACUGAUGCCACACUUAGACACAACGCUGGCUGGGGUGGGGGGAGCUCCCUCUGCUCCAGGGACUA
Molecule: messenger RNA, 504 nt
Organism: Alligator sinensis (Chinese alligator)
Lineage: Eukaryota; Metazoa; Chordata; Crocodylia; Alligatoridae
Gene: RASL10A
Product: RAS like family 10 member A
Exons: 3
Source: RefSeq, a predicted model, not a curated record